This is a messenger RNA of Cinara cedri, 743 nucleotides long. The record is from the annotation of a GenBank genome assembly. Lineage: Eukaryota; Metazoa; Arthropoda; Insecta; Hemiptera; Aphididae.
ACCGGAGGUAUCCCCGUGACAUCACGUUCGCGCCGUCGUACCUGCUUGCUUGUUAUUAUUAUAUACUCGGUUAACGGCACGUCGCUGACGCGUAUUCCGCGGUUUUCUCACGUUCGUCAACCCCCCCUCCCCCCGCGUGUGUGUGUCUGGUAAUCGGUCAACGGUCACAUUAUCGAACGUUAUCGUUUUGUGCCGCGGACAUGCCUGGCAACAACGACGAGACGGAACCGACUGGUCACGGCUAUCCGUGCGCAACCUGCGAUGUGGCCGCGUACGACGACGGCAACGGCACGGACGACGGCGCCAACCGCAACGCUGACUUCGAAAACGGCGAUUCCAGUUGGACGUACGACCGAUAUAGCAGCAGUGGCAACAGCAGCGCCAGCGUUUCGUCGUCAAUGUCGUCCAGCGACAGCGACAGCGGCAGCGGUUUGGCCACCGACGACGGUGACGGUGGUAGCGACGGUAGUUCGGCCGCCGACGAUGACGUGCAGGACGCCGCUGCCAAUAAGAACAAAAAGAAAAAGAGCGCCGCGGCCAUCAGCGACAGCAACGACGGGUACAAGUGGAUCAAGGCGUUGUGCUCCAUCGUGGUGCAGAACGGCAGCGAGGGCAAACAGGAGCGCGACAAACGUUCGUCAAAACCGGUCAAGAGCAUUUUGCGGCCGCCGACCAAAUAUCAGUACGUCAUCGGCAUGUCCGGGUUCCCGUCCAAAGUGCCCGUCUACCCAAGAUGGACGUGA